This is a messenger RNA of Drosophila gunungcola (fruit fly), 467 nucleotides long. RefSeq lists its product as uncharacterized. The record is from RefSeq and is a predicted model, not a curated record. Lineage: Eukaryota; Metazoa; Arthropoda; Insecta; Diptera; Drosophilidae. The transcript is spliced from 2 exons. Bases 60 to 401 code for a protein of 113 amino acids.
CUCCCAGCGAGAACGGCGUGGGUUUAUCCAAAUAAAUAAAAGGGAAUUGAACAAGAAUCAUGUGCCUUAAUAUUUCACUUGGCUGCUGUGGCCGCUCCUCCUCGAAGCAAAAAAAACAACAGCAGCAGGAGCAGCACCAGCCAAAGCUAUCGCCCUCCGAAACGUCGUUGUGUUGCCAGGUGACCACCAGCCAGCCAUCGCUGACCAGCAUGAGUCCCAGCCUGAAGGUGCUGCCACCCAGGAUCGCCACAUCGAGCACCUUGAGCUCCUGGGCCGCCGAGGAGCAGCUCUACGCCGUCGACAACGAGGAGCGCACGCCCACGCGGUGGACAGCCUGGUGGCUCCAAGGAGACUCCGAUGGCGACCAAGAGAAGAAGACCGAAUCCUCACCUCAAAGCUAAAGAAUUAGCAGCAGGAAAUUACUUAAAUAGCUUCCAAACAUUAAUAAAGACUUUCUCAAAAACGAA